Messenger RNA from Trichophyton benhamiae CBS 112371, 882 nucleotides. Its product is annotated as acyl-CoA thioesterase, putative. Gene Ontology annotation, molecular function: fatty acyl-CoA hydrolase activity. The coding region runs from base 1 to 882 and encodes 293 amino acids. The record is from RefSeq and is a predicted model, not a curated record. Gene Ontology annotation, biological process: acyl-CoA metabolic process; fatty acid catabolic process. Lineage: Eukaryota; Fungi; Ascomycota; Eurotiomycetes; Onygenales; Arthrodermataceae. The transcript is spliced from 2 exons. Gene Ontology annotation, cellular component: peroxisomal matrix.
AUGCAUUGUUACUUUGUCCUUUCGGGAGAUUCACAGUUACCGGUGCUAUACCACGUUGAACGAGUUCGUGAUGGGAGGAGUUUUGCUACCCGAACUGUCCAGGCACGACAACAGGGGCGGCCCAUAUUCACCACAACCCUUAGUUUUGACCGUGAAGGAAGUUGGGGAAAGAAAGAGAUCAAGCAUACCAGGAAGAAACCAGAUGUUCCCUUGCCCGAGCAGCCAGAUGGGCUUGGACGAGGCCGAGGCCCAUUUGAGUCGAGACGGGUUGGAAUAACAAACAGAGAUUCCCCCCACGCUGCGGACAGGUCCUUGCAACUGUACAACAAGGCCCGGGGCACGAUAUCUGCAGAAGGUGGCAGACAAGCCCAUCUGACGGCCUUAGCGUACAUGUCAGAUAGUUAUUUCAUUGGCACCGUAUCCAGGGUCCACAAUAUCCGCCGCUUCUCAUCUCCAGGGGCUAUAGAAAGGGCCGCUGCAGCGCUAAAGAAAGAAGUGGGUGUCGAAGAGGAGCUAGCUAAAAGAUACCUUACGGACCUCGCCGAGCAAGAGGAGCAAGAAUUAAAGCUAUCAAAACAGACCUCAGAUGACCCCAAUAUGGAAGUAGGCAUGAUGGUCAGCUUAGAUCACACGAUAUAUUUCCACGACAGGCGGGCGUUCCGUGCAGACGAAUGGAUAUUCUCAGAAAUGAGAACUCCAUGGGCCGGGGCAGGCCGAGGCCUUGUCCUGCAGCAGAUGUGGGCUCAGGAUGGCACCCUGAUCGCGACAUGCGUGCAAGAGGUAACUAAAAAGAUUCAUAAUCUCUGCUAUAUUUCUUUUUCUAUCCGCCCUCUCUCUCCAAAUCUCAAAGCACCCUUGCAAAGUACUAGACCAGACGGCUGA